Molecule: messenger RNA, 3345 nt
Organism: Aspergillus homomorphus CBS 101889
Lineage: Eukaryota; Fungi; Ascomycota; Eurotiomycetes; Eurotiales; Aspergillaceae
Product: proliferating cell nuclear antigen
Exons: 10
Coding region: 479-3091 (870 amino acids)
Biological process (GO): mismatch repair; translesion synthesis; leading strand elongation
Cellular component (GO): PCNA complex
Molecular function (GO): myosin binding; DNA binding; DNA polymerase processivity factor activity
Source: RefSeq, a predicted model, not a curated record
GCCAGGGGUAACCUGUGCUAUGCCUGUGCUAUGUAUAUCUUCGCCCGUCAUUAAAAGUGCACCGGUCUCCAGUCUAUUCCUGUGCCUGUCCAAAGUAUCCACUACUCGCCCUCCCUUACACGCCUCGAUUUCCCAUUUUCAAUGCUAGCACUGCUAGUGCUUUUCACUCUCAUUUCCCUUCCCCCCCCCUCCGAUUUCUCUCGCCCCCGACCGGAUCCUCGUUGAUUAUUAUCCAACACUCUUCUACCUACCUACCUGCCUGCCUGCCUGCCUCUCUCUCCCUUGACUCUACCACGCGCCCCAUUGGAUUGUCGCGGAGAUGGAUUUGCGAUAAUUGGUUUUCUUACGCGCCGGAUAAACUACAGAUAGGUAUCUGUAUUCGAAACUGUGACACUUAACCUGCGCUGCCUCCCGGUGUAACCGUUCCCUCUCGCUCCACCUUCUCACCCGCUACACAUCUCCGGAAUGCUUACCGACCAUGGAAUCCCUUGUCUAUGAGAACUCGCCGUUGGCUGAAUAUCUCCAAGGGGAGGGCGAGCACGAUCCGAACUGGCCGACUCAGGAGACCGAGCACAGCGACGAUUUCUCCGAUUCCACCGCGGCGGAUUUCGCCCCACGAGGGGCUUCGAGAUUUCAAGAACGCAUCCGGAACAAACUUCCCAAGCCACUCGAUCAGAAGGCUUUGCGACAGAAAGCAACCUUGGGUAAACUCUAUGAUGCUUGCACGUCUGCCUUGAAUUCACGCGUCGGACGAAGCGACAACGAGCGGUUUCUGGAACAAUUCGGUUAUUUUAUUGUCGCGUCCCAGUUGUUGAACGAGCACAGUGCGCCUUCCUAUACGUCAGCCGCGGAUGUGCUGUCCACUGCGCGCCCUGCCGACCUUCCCUCGAUUUCCGCGACGUUUGGCAUACAAGGGGCAGUUGUCACCGCUUCAACGUCUUUCUCCAUCGCUUGGCUGUUGCACUGGGGUCGGUCGAAAACUGCAUCGGGCUUGAAUCCAAGGAAGGUGGGAGUCCUGCUGGUACUGGUCCCCGUCAUUGGAGUCUUGUUCUACGCUUUCGCGAAGCGACAAUGGUUGAAGUACUUGCGACACCAAGCCGUUGAUGCAGCUGCGGCAUUCAUUGGCAAUGCCCAGGGAUUUGACUCCGCUGCUUCGGCGUCGGUCGUGUUUAUACAGGAAGUCGAGCUGGUCUCGAGAGGCUACCGCAUAAGCACACCUCUGCCGCCGAUAAGCAGACUCGAAGACCAGACGCAGACACGACGAUGCUUAAGACUUCGACGUACAGUAUCUGAAUCGUUUCACCUCAUGUUAGGCCGAUACCUUCAAGCACAACGAACCUUGCAGCCUCUGACCGAUAGCGCAAACCUGGCUAAAUAUUACGACAUCUAUGACAUUUCCGAAGAGGAGCUCAUAGAGGCACAAGGAUCAUAUGACGACCAAGCGACCGAAGACCAAUACUCACUGCGGGCGCUGCGGACACUGUUCGGAAGACUUUAUAUCGUGAGGAAGAGCAUUUUCUGCUGUCUUCUCGCUCUUGGAGCUGAUGGGGGUGGUUCGGACAUUGCAAGAUGGACCACUGCCGUUGAGCAGAUGCGGGAGCUGGCCAACGUGACCGGGGAUAAUACACACAAAAUGACCAGCAUUUUGAAUGAAGAAGACACCGAUGCUAUCCCUCCUUCUCCCCUACCCACGGCCUCGCCUAACAAAGACAACCUGCGUGCACAAUAUCGCAGGAUCAACUCUCUGUCACAGGGCAUAAGGGCUCUGCAUGCGAAGAUGCAUAUUCUCAGAGAAGCUUCAAGCGCAAACCUCGAACGGCCAUAUCCUAGCGAGUUUGAGGCAACCCUCGUUCCUCAGUAUGAAUCUAUUGGUACAGACAUAAAGAGUCUGCUUCAGGAAUGGGAAGCAGGGAAGUCGGCUCUGGCAAGCGCACUAGACAGACAAGCCAACCCCGAUUAUUCGCGGCCCCCGAGUGGAAUCAAAAUCCCCCUGUCACCCACUCCUAGCCUUGGGGGCUCUACGGCUGUGGAAGGGAGCCCGGCAGAUGCACUCAGGGCUUUGAACGGAGAAAGACCCGAUUCCUUCAUCGUCCAGAAUGCAGAUGACGCGGAAGAGAUUUUUGAAGCGAUUGCUCUCCCGCCUCGCAAUAAAAGAGCAUCCAUGACCAGAGAAGAGCGCAUCGCCCGCGUCAAAGAAGACAGGGCGCGUCAAGCCGCUCUACGAGAUCGUGCUGAUGCGAACACCAACAUGCUGAAGGAGCUCGAAAUGGUCAUCAAGCAGAGACCGCGCACCAUCCUUUACCAGUACGGCCAGGUGUUGGAAGCUCGCCUCGAACAAGCUAGCCUUCUCAAGCGCGUCGUCGACGCCAUUAAAGAUCUCGUGCAGGACUGCAACUUCGAUUGCAAUGACUCCGGAAUCUCCCUGCAAGCCAUGGACAACUCCCAUGUUGCCCUUGUCUCUAUGUUGCUGAAGGCUGAAGGAUUCUCUCCUUACCGCUGCGACCGUAACAUUGCCCUCGGUAUCAACCUGGUUUCCCUGACCAAGGUGCUGCGGGCUGCUCAGAAUGAAGACAUCCUCACCCUCAAGGCUGAGGACUCCCCCGAUGCCGUGAACCUGAUGUUCGAGAGUGCCGAGACCGACAGACUGAGCGAGUACGAUAUCAAGUUGAUGGACAUUGACCAAGAACACCUGGCCAUUCCCGAGACAGAGUACGCUGCUACGGUUGAGAUGCCGGCGGCAGAGUUCCAGCGCAUCUGCAGAGAUCUGAUGGCUCUUUCCGAGUCCGUCGUCAUCGAGGCCACGAAGGAGGGUGUCAAGUUCUCCUGCCAGGGUGACAUCGGCAGCGGCUCGGUCACUGUCCGUCAGCACAGCAACGUCGACAAGCCUGAGCAGAGCGUCUCCAUUUCCCUCAGUGAACCCGUCGCCCUCACUUUCUCCCUCAAAUACCUCGUCAACUUCUGCAAGGCCACCAACCUUUCCAACAAGGUGACUCUGUGCUUGUCGCAGGAGGUGCCCCUCCUCGUCGAGUACGGUCUUGGAAGCGGCCAUCUCAGAUUCUACCUUGCUCCUAAGAUCGGUGACGAGGAAUAGACGAAUGAUUGCGAAGAGCAAUGAAUACCAUCAUGAUAAAAGGGGGAGAAACGGGGAGGCAACGAUUUCCAUUUCUAUUUCGAUUUCAUCGACACAUCGCGUCACCAGAAAAUAUCCGCUCGGUUGUGUGCACGGGUGCAAAGGUUUAUUUCUUCAAUUAUAAUAUCCUGUUAGAUAUCAAGCGUUUCAAUUGUUCAAAAUUCAAUUGGUUUAUAGGGAAGAUCGACUAUUUUGGGGACGGUAGGGUUUUUCAU